Molecule: messenger RNA, 2218 nt
Organism: Durio zibethinus
Lineage: Eukaryota; Viridiplantae; Streptophyta; Magnoliopsida; Malvales; Malvaceae
Source: RefSeq, a predicted model, not a curated record
UAAAAAAUGGAAAAAGAAUUGUUUAUUGUUUUCUUCUUCUUCCGCCCGUCCAUUGAUUCGGUCCAUCUUCCUGUUUACUUUCAAUUGCCUUUUUUUAUUCUUCAUUUACAUUGACCAUUUUGCCCUUCACCUGUCCAAUUAGAUUCCCAUUGCACUUUUCUCCAAUUUGUUUAUUUUUAUCCGCAAAGAAAAUCAACUACUUCAAUUUUUUAGUACAGUAAAGAAAUCGGAAGUAAUUUUUUAGUUAUGUUGGGUACAGGAUUGGAAUUCAGGAGAGUUCCUGGAGAAAAUCGGUUCUACAAUACGGCCAAGACGAGAAGAGCGAACCAGAAUCAGCAAAGCGAUCAACUAUGGAAGGCUCAAGGCGAUGUUACGGCGAGUCAAUCAAAGGAUAAAGCCGUGGUCGCUCAUGUGAACCGUGAGUCAGAGAAGUGGGAUGGUUCAACUGAACACACUAAUCCGGUUUUAAUUCCCGCUUCAGAACCGAUUGUUUCUCCUUUUAAGUAAUUUGGAGCGCUUUUUGGACUCGGUCAUGCCUUCCGUGCCUAUUCUUUAUCUCUCUAAGACAAAUAUGAAAGGGUGGCGGACGUGUGAUAUGGAAUUUCAGCCAUAUUUCGUGUUAGGUGAUUUAUGGGAGUCAUUCAAAGAGUGGAGUGCAUAUGGAGCAGGUGUCCCAUUAAUUCUGAAUGACUGUGAUUCUGUCGUUCAGUAUUAUGUACCUUAUUUAUCCGGUAUUCAAAUAUAUGCCGAUUCCCUGAAGUUGUCUGCCAAGUCAAGGCAACCAGGUGAGGACAGUGAUAGUGACUUUAGGGACUCAAGCAGUGAUGGUAGUAGUGAUUGUGAACCUGAAAGGGGAGCAAAUGUUUUGAGAGACAAAAGAAAUCACUGCAUGGCAAGUGAGAUGUCUCUUAGGAUGGAUAGAUUGUCCAUGGGAGAUCAGCAGAUACUUCUAGAAGACUUAUCUAGUGAUGAGGGUGAAUCUGUUAAUUCUCGAAGUUGUCUGAUUUUUGAGUAUUUUAAGCAAGACCCUCCUUACAGCCGAGAGCCUUUAGCCAAUAAGAUUGCAGAUCUGGCCUUCCGGUUCCCUGAACUGAAGACACUAAAAAGCUGUGAUUCACUAUCUUCCAGCUGGGUUUCUGUGGCAUGGUAUCCAAUUUACAGAAUACCUACUGGACCUACGUUAAAAGAUCUAGAUGCUUGCUUUCUGACUUACCAUUAUCUUCAUAGACCCAUAGGAGGUGGACAAAGUGCUCAGGCACCGAAUCUGACAUGUCCCAAUGACAUGGAUGGUGUUCCAAAGAUGUCAUUACUUGUUUUUGGUCUUGCGUCAUACAAGUUCAAGGGUUCCUUGUGGACGCCUAAUGGAGCAAGCAAUAGUCACUUGGCGAACUAGCUCUUUCAGGCUGCUGACAAUUUGUUGAGACUUCUUCAGGUCAAUCAGCCAGAUUUCACAUUUUUCUGCUGCAGGUGAUAUUCAUAUAUCUCUUUGAUGGUGGUAGUCCUAUCAUUCCUGAAUGGAAGUGCAAUUAUUACUUGUCAAAUAUCACCUCAGUUUUGGAGGUCAACUUCAAAAGUUUAGUUUGGGGUGAUUAUCUACUGUAAUAAUUUAUAAAAGAACUGGGAAAGGAAUGUCUGACAUGGCAUGCUUCGGGAUGAAAGUGAAGAAGUGAAGCUUUUGCAGUAAGGCUUUAGAGGAAGUGAAUGGAUAAAAGUUUGACUUAGAAGCUGAUGGAGAGCUGAGCUCGAGCCAUUGUGAAGGUGGUUUUCCCUUGCUAUCAGCAUGUAUGUUGUUUUCAUCAUUCUUGAUUUUUUUUUUCUAUGUUUUUAUUUAAGAUUAUGGAUAAGUAAAGAAAAACAGGCCUUUUUUCUGUCCUGAUGAUCAAAAUGUAGGAUUUGAUGUUUUACUUGACAUUAUAAAGGGGAUUUUGUUAUGGUGGUUUGUAUAACUGCCGGCUUUGAGCAAUCCGGGAUAUGUGUCGUAAUGCUAAUGUGUAUUAAUUUAAUCCGUAAAAGCGGUGUGGUGUUAAAAAGAGAAUGGAUGAUAUUAAUGAAAGGAUAUGAGUAGUAGGCAAUUGGCGUUUUUGGUUGUUUGGCUAUAUUCUAUGCUGUGAAUAGCUUUUGUUCUAUGUUUUGUUUCACUACUACUGGUAAUGCAAAUGUCAUCUUUAGUGAUGAUGUAGGAUCUAUUUGUCUUUACGACCGGAUGGAUUGUUUUUCU